AUGGUGCGUAAAGAUGCUUGCAAAAAGAACUUAGCAAAUGCAGUUCGUGGCCAUGAGGAUUGCAAACAUGUAGGAAAAGACAACGCAGGAGAUUUUGCAGAAAUGAAAGCCUGUCCAUGGGGUAAUCUUAACGGGGACAUGGUGGAGUCUAUAGCGAACUCUCUUCAUCGACUGGAUUACAUUCAUCUUCGUUCAGUAUGCAAAGCAUAUCGAGCGCUAUUGCCAACUGCAAUGUUUACAUCUAAUACAAGAGGCACACACUUAUCUCCAUGGCUGAUGUUUAGUAGAGAUCACAAUAGCACCACUUUCAAUUCUUUAAACCCCAUGCACAACAACGAGAACUACCUCUUAAACCACUCUGAUCUCAUGCGAACUGUAAUCCGUUUUCAAAAGGGAGGUUGGUUACUGGUGUCUAAGGAAAAGAUGGAGCAUUGUUUAUUCUUUUCCAAUCCUUUUACAAGAGAGACUAUCAAACUCCCAGAAUUACCAGUUGAUUUCACCUUCUCCAGUGUCUCAUUCUCUUCCUUACCUACAUCACCAGACUGCGUAGUUGUCUCCAUUGAGCUACAAAGCUACGACGAUGACCAAGUCGUCUGUCUCUACUUCAUCAGAAAGGGGGGAGAAUUUUGGAGUUCUCGCAACUUUGGCGGUUCUGAUAUUGAAAACUACAUGCCGUCACAUAACACUCCAGCUUUCUACAAGGGGAGAUUCUAUUUUGAAGAUUAUAACGGAAGUUUAGGUGUAUUUAACAUAAAGAAUAAUAGUUGGAAAGUUCUUGAGGAACCCUAUCAGCCAUUCAGUGACAUUUAUCCAAGUUUCUUGGUUGAGUGUGAUGGAAAGCUUUUACUAGUAAAACUGGGACGUCAUGGAACGCUGCUUGGGAUUUACAGAUUUGAGAGGUAUUGUGUUAAGGUUAAAAAUUUGGUAAAGCAUAUGUUAUUCGUCAGCCACAUCUCAUGUUUCUCGGCAAUUGCUCCGAAUAGUCACAUGGCGAACAAAGUCUACUUUCUUAGAUUAUGUAUGAACGGGGAAGGAGUGUUAUUCUACUGUCUUGAAACAGGUAGUUAUCGGUCUUUUAAAAGUCGACAUUCUGCCUCAAAUUUUACUGACACAGAGGGAUGGUACUCAAACUGCACUUGGAUUGAACCAAACUGGUCGAAGUCCACUGCUCAAGAGCUUGAAUGGGUUAACUCAACCUCCUAG
Molecule: messenger RNA, 1203 nt
Organism: Papaver somniferum (opium poppy)
Lineage: Eukaryota; Viridiplantae; Streptophyta; Magnoliopsida; Ranunculales; Papaveraceae
Product: F-box/kelch-repeat protein At1g57790-like
Exons: 1
Coding region: 1-1203 (400 amino acids)
Source: RefSeq, a predicted model, not a curated record